Colletotrichum higginsianum IMI 349063 is the source of this 894-nucleotide messenger RNA. Its product is annotated as Class II Aldolase and Adducin domain-containing protein. Bases 1 to 894 code for a protein of 297 amino acids. NCBI's taxonomy places the organism in Eukaryota, Fungi, Ascomycota, Sordariomycetes, Glomerellales, Glomerellaceae. The transcript has 3 exons. The record is from RefSeq and is a predicted model, not a curated record. Gene Ontology annotation, cellular component: cytoskeleton. Gene Ontology annotation, molecular function: actin filament binding.
AUGUCAACCACUACAACAGUGACGGCCUCCGCCCCCGCACCGGCACCGGCGCAGCUGGGCUCGGCGCUGGACUCGGGCAGGGAGGGAAGCGGCAAGGUCAAGAGACUUCAUCAGAUCCCGGUCCCCGAGACGAAAGAGGCGGCCCGGCAAUGGCAGCUUGAGCAGAUGGCCGCCGCAUUCCGCAUCUUUGCCAAGCUGGGCUUCUCGGACGGAAGCAGUGGCCACAUCAGCCUGAGAGAUCCCGUCAGACCAGACACGUUCUGGAUCAACCCGUACGGCGUCCACUUUGGUGUGCUCAAGGUGUCCGACAUGGUCCACAUCGACGAGGACGGCAACCGCAUCGGCGGCGCCGACAAGCCGGUCAACACGGCGGGAUUCACCAUUCACUCCGUGCUGCACAAGAGACGGCCGGAUAUCAACGCCGCCUGCCACAUGCACAGCCCAUACGGCCGCGCAUGGAGCACGUUCGGGCGGCCCAUUGAGAUGUUAAACCAGGACUCCUGCAUGUUCUACAACGACCUCUCGGUCUACGCCGGCUUCGGCGGCGUCGUGCUGGCCAAGGAGGAGGGCGAGCACAUCGCCGAGGCGCUGGGCCCGACCAACAAGAACGUCAUCCUGCAGAACCACGGCCUCCUGACCGCCGGGGGCACCGUCGCCGAGGCGGCCGCCUACUUCAUCGCCCUCGAGCGGGCGUGCCAGACGCAGCUCCUGGUCGAGCAGGCCGCCGCGCCCGGGACCAACGGCGCCGCGGCCGGCCUGCGGAAGACCAUCGUCGGCCACGAGGAGGCCCAGUACACCAAGGACGGGACCGGCACGCCCGAGGUCAUGUACAUGCAGUUCGUGCCCGAGUACCAGAUGAUUCUGAAAGAGUCUGGCGGGGACUUUUUGUUGUAG